UCUAAAGUUACAAGUUAAUAAUUAUUCACGUAUAUUUAGUGUAAUUUGGUUACAUAGUUGUCGUAAAUUAGUGUUUUGAUUUAGUGCCAUUGAAUCGAAAUUGUUAUAUAAAAUGGAAUCUCUAGAAACAGUCAUUGAAAGUGCUAGUGAAAUAAUUAAUAUGGCGAACUGGCCUGCAAUUGGUUCAAUAAUCCUGCCCAAUGUUGGUGGUUGGGUAAACGGACUGUACUUUGCUGGACAAAUACGCUCUGAAGAAGGGAAGUCUUGGUACGAUAACCUUAAGAAGGCACCAUGGAAUCCACCAAAGUGGGUAUUUGGGCCAGCCUGGACUGUUCUAUACAGUAGUAUGGGAUAUGCUUCGUAUUUGGUGUGGGAAGAUUGCGGUGGUUUUACUGAAUCUUCAGUACUUCCUCUCACCUUGUACGGAAGUCAGUUGGCUCUCAACUGGUCAUGGACGCCUAUAUUCUUUGGCAUGAAGGACUAUAAACUUGCAUUCAUAGAAAUCGUAGUGCUAGGUGUGGCAGCCACAGCGACUACCAUAUCGUUUGUGCAUUACAAUAAGACAGCAGCUGCCCUCAUGUUGCCAUACCUUGGCUGGUUGACCUACGCCAGCUCCUUGUCCUAUUACAUCUGGAAGAACAACCCAAAGUCAGAACCCAGAGUCACCGAGAUCAAAGAUGAGAAGACCCAGUGAAGUUUUUGGAGAUCUUCAAUAAAAUGUUUGAACAAAAAAUAUUUGCAACUUAGAAGUCUGUACUUUAUGUAGUUAAGCAUUUUAUUUCUAUUUAUCUCUUUAUUCUAAGAAAUAUCACAAUAAUCUUGUAGUUUUAGCUUUUUUCUUAUCGUAUUUAAUACGA
Papilio xuthus (Asian swallowtail) is the source of this 857-nucleotide messenger RNA. RefSeq names its product translocator protein-like. The record is from RefSeq and is a predicted model, not a curated record. NCBI's taxonomy places the organism in Eukaryota, Metazoa, Arthropoda, Insecta, Lepidoptera, Papilionidae. The transcript has 5 exons. The coding region runs from base 113 to 694 and encodes 193 amino acids. Gene Ontology annotation, cellular component: mitochondrial outer membrane.